Messenger RNA from Raphanus sativus (radish), 1308 nucleotides. Its product is annotated as E3 ubiquitin-protein ligase SIRP1. Gene Ontology annotation, cellular component: cytoplasm. Gene Ontology annotation, biological process: protein ubiquitination. Gene Ontology annotation, molecular function: ubiquitin protein ligase activity. The transcript has 2 exons. NCBI's taxonomy places the organism in Eukaryota, Viridiplantae, Streptophyta, Magnoliopsida, Brassicales, Brassicaceae. The record is from RefSeq and is a predicted model, not a curated record. Bases 182 to 1177 code for a protein of 331 amino acids.
GUCUUUCUUUCCUUUUUCUUCUGCUUCUUCUCCCACCAUUUCUGCAGAGGUAAACAAAAGAGCUAGCUCCCAGAGUUCUUUCUUCUUCGUGGAGAUCUAAAGAAGAAACAACGUCUUAUCUUUUUCAUCCCGAUCUUCAGAAAGUAGGAACCUUUGCAAGAAACGAGAAGGAGAAGAGGCAAUGGCGGCUACAUAUUGGUGUCAUAUAUGUUCACAAACGGUGAAUCCAGUCAUUGAUGCCGAGAUCAAAUGCCCCUUUUGCCGAAACGGAUUCGUCGAGGAAAUGAGCAGCGGUGAGCUUAAUGAUGGCAGCAGCAGUAGCAGCAGCAUAAGAGAGGUUCAAGAUUCAGAGAUCGAUUUCGGUACAGAGGGUCCAUUAGCUGAUUUAGCUCUCUGGGGUCCAGUCUUACUUGGGAUGAUGAGCAGCAAUCCUCGGAGACGUACAAGGUUUAGAGAGUUCGGAUUCGAUAAUGAUGAGGUCAAUGUUGCUGCUGCUGAUGGAAAUGAGAGCAAUGUUGAUACUCAUCAUCAUCAUCAUCAUCAACACCGUCGUCAUCAUCGCCACAUGCAUCAUGAUUCUAUCAUUAGGAGGAGACGGAGAAGCUCAGCUGCGAUAUUGCAGUUGAUUCAGGGCCUUCGUGAAGUGAUUAACACCGAGGAUGAGCACUCCCAGUUUGUCAGAACCCGUUUAGCCCUCUUGAUUGAACAUCUAGCUAAUAACAACGAUCCAAUCAGGAUCAGGCACGGGACUCUUCCAGCACGUAAGGAAGCAGUGGAGAAUCUACCCACGGUUAAGAUAUGCGAGCCGUUGCAGUGUUCUGUUUGUUUGGAUGAUUUCGACAAAGGAAGUGAAGCUAAAGAGAUGCCGUGUAAACACAAGUUUCACGUCGGGUGUAUAGUACCGUGGCUUGAGCUUCACAGUUCGUGUCCUGUGUGCAGACAUGAACUACCUCCUGAUGAUGAUGAUGAGGUAAAGACUGAUCUGGUAAGACCGAGAACAACAAGUGUAGAAGAGAUCAACACAAGUAAUGAGAAUGUGGAAGAGGAUGCAAGGAACACUAGUGGGAGCGAGAGAAGGUUCUCGUUACUGUGGCCGUUCAGCUGGUUAUUCUCUUCCUCGGCUUCUUCAUCCGGUUCAGGGUCGUCUCAGCUGAAUGAGAACUCAAGUUCAGGAUAAAGGAUUACAAAUUAGAAACAAAAACUAUCUCUGCCUCACCCUUUCUCUUAGGUCACAGUUCAUCAGCUUGAAGUAAAUCAAAAUCUUUUAAACACUUUUGAGGAAUGGAAUGGUUUCUUUCUUUGUGUGUA